UUCAUUUGCUUCUUCGCUUCGAAAAUGUUCAAAUCGGUGCUUUUGUGCUUCACUUUUGUGACAAUUAAAACGGUCCAAAGUGCCGCAAUGCAAACUUUGGCCAUUCGCAACGCCCUCUACCAAGUCCCCGGAUUGGGAAACCGCCCCCUGAUCAUCAAAAUGUACCCCGGAGUCGAAAACUACCAAAGCGACAUCUACGAAGUUUACGCCGAACCUUACACUUUUGAUUUAAGGUCGGCGAGCGCCGUGGCCCUCCUCCAGGGCGAGGGUGAGUCAAAGGGCGAAGUCGUCUUCUUCCAAAGACACCCCCCGAAUGGCCCCAUUUUGGUGCGGGGCAACCUCACGGCUUUGCCCCCCGGCAAGCACGGCUUGCAUAUCCACCAAUCGGGGGAUUUGAGACAAGGGUGCGAGAAAUUGGGGCCCCAUUUCAACCCCUAUCAGCUCCAACAUGGCGGUCCGUCCGACCCCGUCCGGCAUGUUGGCGAUUUGGGGAACAUUGAAGUGGGGGAGGAUGGGAGUGUGGAGUUUAGUAUCGCUGAUCCGUUGUUGGCGCUCAUGGGGGGUCCUAGGGGAAUUGUGGGACGUUCGAUUGUCGUUUCGGGGAAUCCCGAUGAUCUUGGGAGAGGCGGGACGGCCGAGAGUUUGGUUAAUGGCGAUUCGGGGAAAACCAUAGCGUGUGGUGUGAUUGCCUAUAUUAAAUGAUUGUUUUUGAAUGAGAAUAAAUUUUUAUUUUUGU
Tribolium madens (black flour beetle) is the source of this 736-nucleotide messenger RNA. Its product is annotated as superoxide dismutase [Cu-Zn]-like. The record is from RefSeq and is a predicted model, not a curated record. Gene Ontology annotation, molecular function: copper ion binding. NCBI's taxonomy places the organism in Eukaryota, Metazoa, Arthropoda, Insecta, Coleoptera, Tenebrionidae. The transcript is spliced from 3 exons. Gene Ontology annotation, biological process: removal of superoxide radicals. Bases 25 to 702 code for a protein of 225 amino acids.